Molecule: messenger RNA, 2388 nt
Organism: Uranotaenia lowii
Lineage: Eukaryota; Metazoa; Arthropoda; Insecta; Diptera; Culicidae
Product: O-acyltransferase like protein-like
Exons: 12
Coding region: 364-2388 (674 amino acids)
Molecular function (GO): acyltransferase activity, transferring groups other than amino-acyl groups
Source: RefSeq, a predicted model, not a curated record
AUAGGUACAUACAUGGUGCCGAUUAUGGUGCGUACAUCCACUUUUUUUCAGGUGGAUUAUUAAGGCACACACAAAAUUCACAAUUAGAGGCACACGAUGAGUGGUAUGAAAGGUGAGUCAAAACGGAACGCUGCUGGCUGGUAAGUAAGUGAGCCGCCUUCCACUCAGCCAUUUGCCUAGGAAUGAAGAUGUACUCCAAACUUGUGUAAACCAUGCAUUUUUUUAGCUCUCUUUACUUUGGCGGAUUGAUGUAUUUUUAACCGAAUUUCAACCUUCUGAAUCAACAUCCACCACCGAAUUACGGAUGGUAAUUUUUGGCAGUUAUAGUUUGGGCGCCACGCUGGGUAGUACAUCUUCUCGAUCAUGAAGUUGCUCCUGAUAAUUUUAGGAAUCACUACCGGAAUUUCUGCCCUCGCAUACAAUCGAAGCGCAUGGCCAGAUUUGUAUCAGUACGACAAUUACGGCCAAUGUCAGAAUCACGGAAGACAUUUCUGCCUAGUAAAAGGCCUCAUUCACCCGGAUCCGUCGAAUGAGUUGUGGCUGCAAAUCAAGAACCACAGCCAAGAUGCGCGCCACUAUCGGUGGUAUCUUUUGGAACGCGGAGUGUGUCUGGAGGAGUGUCUGAGGCAGUUGGAGGUCGAUGGAGAUCGCCCGAGAGAUGAUCCGUUGCCAAUCAGGAAGGAAGCGAUAGAGGCUGAUUUUUUAUACCUUGCCGAUGCCAAAUAUUUUCCCGAAUCGAAGGAAAUAAUAUCAAAACACCACGCGUCCAUAUCCGAAUGCCUGAAUCGAAAACUUUUUCGAAAAUAUGGCAUGACGGCGGCCUGGAAGAUUGAAUAUUGUCAAGAUUUCAACCGUUUCACUCCAACACUUGAAUCGGCGGAUUAUUUAUCGAUACUUUUGCUCGUAAUCCUAUGCAGCUUGGCCAUUGCUGGCACUGUUGUCGAUCGCCGUUUACAACGAAAGCGAGCAGUUGAGCAACCGGACAAGGUGGUGAAAGGAUCUCCGAUAGCUUCAAUUUUCUCAAUCCCACAAAAUCUUCGAAUCCUCAUGGAGCCUCCAAAGUCGUCUCUUAGUAGAGAUUUCAAAUUCCUGGAAGGAAUGCGUUUUUUGUCAAUUAUAUGUAUCAUCCAACUUCACUCAAGCAUCACGAUGAUGUACAUUCCUGUUAAGAAUCCGAGUUUUAACGAAGAUCCUCUCCACAGUCCCAUCGCAGCAAUAAUAGCCGCACUGUCACCGAAUGUGGUCCAGUCGUUUUUCACCAUUGCAGGAAUUCUGAUGGCGGGAACCCUGCUCGAUCACAUGGAAAAACAAUCCCAGAUUACGUGGAAAUUGGUUGCUGAUAGAAUUUUAAAUCGAAUGAAGCGCAUUGCACCUCUCUAUCUAUAUUUCGCCUUGUUUUCUCUCACGCUGAAUCGACUCAUUCGACUGGGACCCCUGUAUGAUCGGUCGGUCAACUCCGAAUGUUUGAAAUGUCGGAACAGUUGGUGGGCCAAUGUGUUGUUCUUGAACAACUACCGGGAAGUAACUGAAAAUUGUUUUGCAACCAGCUGGUACCUUAGUGCCGAUCUGCAAUUUUACGUCUUUGGGGUGAUUUCACUGACCGCAAUGAAAAAGUAUCCACAGUGUAAGAAAUAUUGGAUUGGAUUCAUGCUUUUGCUAAAUUUCGUAGCCCCUGCAGCUGUUAUGUGGAUUGCCAAUCUACCACCUCUCCUGGGCCCACUAACAAAGUCGGCCGUGUCGCUCUUAGCUGAUGAGAAAUGGAUAGCCCAGCUGUACUUUCCGUCCUACACCAGCAGUGCGGGCUAUUUCUAUGGCAUAUUAGCCGGUCUGAUCUAUCAUCGGUUCAAAUCUCACCCCGAAAGACUUAUCGGUUCCCAGAUAUUCAAAGCUGCCAAAUGGGGAUCGGUGUUGCUACUCCUCACAUGUUAUGGUCCCAGUUUUCUACUUUUUGGACAAGUAACGGAAGUCCGAUGGUGGAUGCCAAUCUACGGAGCGCUGAGCAAAAAUAUUUGGGGUUUCCUAUGUGCGGUGCAUUUCCUAGACAUGGCGCUGAGUAAAGCAAGUUCCGCAAGAUCCAUUCUAGAGCAUCGUUGGCUUCAACCCCUGGGAAAAUUAACUUACAGCGUUUAUCUAUUUCAUACUGUAGUAAUCUUCCAAUUUAUGAAUAUGGUGCAGUCCCCGGUUUCCAAUGACUCAUCGUCAGCGUUUUACUUAAUGAUCGGCACCCUUAUUCUGUCCUAUUUGAUUGGAUUGGUGAUGUUCUUGUUGGUGGAACAACCUGCCGCCAAUUUGUUUAAUGGAAAAAACAACUAUCUAGGAUUGAUGAUGCAGUACGCCUCCGAUGCAGCAAGACAGUACUCUAAAAUUGUGAAUAAAAAAGGCAACUGA